ACGUCAUUGAAGUGCUGACUUGUAAGCGUAGCGCAAGUGUUCAGGGCGCCGUUUGAGACACAAGGACAGCUGUGGGUAGUGGACAGGGCAGCCGCCGGGCAGCGCCAUAUUUCCAUCUUGUGUCAAAUAAGUGGGGCGUAGACACUGCGAAAUGGAGGGUAAAGAGAGUAAAGAGCCAGAACAGCUGAGGAAACUGUUUAUUGGUGGUCUAAGCUUCGAGACAACAGAGGACAGUUUACGUGCACACUUCGAGCAAUGGGGAAAGCUCACAGACUGUGUGGUGAUGCGAGAUCCAGGGAACAAGCGGUCACGAGGCUUCGGUUUUGUAACAUACUCCUGUGUAGGUGAAGUGGAUGCAGCCAUGUCAGCUCGACCCCAUAAAGUGGAUGGUCGCGUUGUUGAGCCUAAACGGGCAGUUUCCCGUGAGGACUCAAAUAAACCAGGGGCCCACUUGACAGUGAAAAAGAUCUUUGUUGGUGGGAUUAAGGAGGACACAGAAGAAUAUCACAUACGUGAAUACUUUGAGAGGUAUGGGAAGAUUGAGAGCAUUGACAUUAUGGAGGAGCGAUCAACGGGGAAAAAGAGAGGGUUCUGUUUUGUAACGUUUGAUGAUCAUGACACUGUGGAUAAAAUUGUAGCUCAGAAAUACCACACGAUAAACUCCCAUAACUGUGAAGUCAGGAAAGCACUACCUAAACAGGAAAUGCAGGCAGCUUCUAACCAGAGGUAUCGUGGUGGUAAUUUCAUGGGCAGAGGAGGCAACUUUGGAGGUGGCAACUUUGGUAGAGGUGGUUAUGGAGGAGGCCGCGGAGGUUAUGGAGGAGAUGGCUAUGAUGGAUUUGGUGGAGAUGGUGGAAACUAUGGUGGUGGCCCAGGUUAUGGUGGCGGGCGUGGAGGAUUUGGUGGAGGUCCUGGUUAUGGUCACCAGGGAGGAGGGGGAGGAGGUGGCGGUGGUUAUGGCGGAGGAUAUGACAACUACAACGAUGGACGCAACUUUGGCGGAAACUUUGGUGGCGGAGGAGGCGGAGGUGGAAACUACAAUGACUUUGGGAAUUAUGGGGGACAACAGUCAAACUAUGGCCCCAUGAAAGGAAAUAACUAUGGAGGAAGGAACUCAGGUGGACCAUAUGGAGGUGGCUAUGGUUCAGGUGGUGGUGGCGGUGGCAGCUAUGGGUCAAGGCGAUAUUAAAGUGUGUAUAUUUAUGGCUUCAGGUGGACAGUUAGCAGGAGAUGAGAUGAGUGGAGAGGAGAUGAGAGGAGAGGUCAGGAAAGCAGCAGGUUACUGUGAGAAAGCCAGGACCUGCUAGUCAGAGCACUAAAAAUGGAGACAUAAAGAAGGACUGUUUCCACUAGCUACAAUGAGCAAGGGUGUAGCCAGAUACUCAUGACCUAGUAUGUGUCAGUGUAUGUACAUUCCUUUAAUCUUCUUUGCUAGAUUUUUACCCCUUCUCGUUUUUUCCCCCAUUUCCGAUAUCUCUACGCUUUUUUUUUCCAGAGUGAUAUAUCAAGUGUCGUAGAUUUUGAAGUAAGCUUUUGAUUUAUAUGGUCUUAAAUGAUUUUCUCUUUAGAUUAUUAGAUUUAUAACUUCGACCUAUAGGCAUUUUGUUAUUAAAAAGUCACAAACUAGCUGCCACCUAUGGUAUCAUUUUUGGUUACCGUAAUGUUUUGGUUUCAUGGCAGCGAUGCUCAUCAGUGUCAAGUGUAAUUUUCUGUUAGUGUGUUUGUGCUGUCUUGCAUUGUAUGCAAAAAAGUUAUAAGCAGUAUAGACUUAUCAGAUUGGAGGGCAUGUAACAGAUUCAUUUGUAAAACAGAAGUCUAGAUUGUUAACUUACAUUGAAAAGUGAAAAAAGAAACCAGAUUAAAUAAAAUGUAGAAAAUUCCCUAAUCAAAGUUUAGUGGAUCAUUGAGUCUGGAAGAAAGUGCAGUUUUGAGUGUUUGUUGAAUGUGUCCUCAUGGAAGUGUAGUCAAUGAACCCAGACAUUUCAACACUUAUUAUUAUAAUUAUUAUUAUGUUAAUAUACAUGCUGCUCUUAUGUACGAGCAAAGGGGUAUGGAGAUCUAGCCAAAGGCUGCCAAACAGGUCUCAGUUGCCCAAUGUGGAUGUAAGACAGAGCCUCAACUGGACCAGACAGCGAGUUGUGUCAGAAAAGAGGGAGAAAAAACAAGGGAGCAUCAAGAGCCAAGUCUGUGGAGCAAAGCCAUCAGGUGUCACACCAGAAAGCUAGCAUCUGUUUUUUCCAAAACUAGCCUAACCUCCAAGAGCAGCUGACGCUAGUGAAGAAAGGCUAGCAAGUACCUGGACCCAAGAGGUGUGACAGCCAAUGCUAGCCAGCGAAGGCAGUGAGUAUGAGGGUUUGAGACACAGGUGAAUAAGAGACAGCAGAAGAAGAAGGAAAUGACAUGUCUUAGGACCAGGUAAGAGUAACCAUUCUGCUUAAUUUACAGAUUCAAACUGAAGCGGCUGCUCAGCAAAUCAUGUAUGACACGUUUUCAGCGAAAGGUCUGGAUGGGUAAGAUUAACUCCUCAAAAUAUGUGUGGACAAUUUUACAGUAUCCUCCCAUAGCCACAGGCGUACUUAACCAUACACUACAGUGAACUACUUCUCUUUUAUUUCCAGUACAGAAUAAAUAAUGAUGCUGGGUUUUAAUUCAUGGUUACGCAGGUUAUAUCUUACCUUCAAGUGAGGAUUAAAGGUGUUUCAUAGAUUGCAUUCGAAUUUGACGUUUUGGUAUUCAGAGUGAUUAAAACUUCUGUAUCAUUUACAGCCCACCUCAGCAUUCAGGCCAGUGUGCGAAUAGAAGCUAAAAAAGUUUCAGAACUACUUUGAGCAUGUUAUUACAUCGCUCAUUUUAUUACAUAUUACAGUAUUCCUGUUUAGUUAACCAGAGUUAUUUUACUAUCUAAUUAAAAAUGCAAUGAUCAACUAGGAUCAUGGCUGAGAAACGACUGUAGAAAAUGACAACAGUCAAAAUAAGCAGAAUGCACAUACACAGUAUAGUGUGCAGUAUAGGCUAAUUUACUACUACUUAUAAAAAUUAGAAAGCAGUGGCAGUCAGACACAUUCCCUUCAGUUCCUAAGCACAAUAUUUUACUUUUUAUUUUUCGCUUAAUUUACUCAGAAACGGGUAUCUCACUGUGACUGUUAGUUCUGAAAAGGUUUGUUGCAAAUUGAUGUAUAAAAUACACCUAUGAAAUGUUGAUCGGAUCCACUUCCAGAGGUACACUGUAUGGCCGAAGGUUUGUGGACACCUGACCAUCAUACUGGCAUGUUUUUUGAGCAUCCCAAUCCCAACAUUUAAUAGCACUCCUCUGGGAAAACCUUUCACUAGAGUUUGGAGCAUAGUUUUGAGGAUUUGUGUUCAUUCAGCUGCAGGAGUAUUAAUGAGGUCAGGCACUAAUAUUGGGUAAAGUAUCCUGGGGCACAAUCAGUGUUUCACUUCAUCCCAAUGGUGUUUAGAGGUCCGGAGUCUACUCAAGUUCUUCUAAUCCCACCUUGGCAAACCAUGUCAUUAUGGAGCUUACUUUGUGCACAGGGGCACUGUCAUGCUGGAACAGGUUUGGACUGCUAAGAUCCAAUAAAGGGACCCUUUUCUCUUUUUUUUAAAGCUACAGCGAACAAAGACAUCCUAUACGAUUUGUGGUAACGUUUUGCGGAAGUGCCAUGCUGGUUUGAUAGUCUGGUGCCUACAAACAUUUGGCCAUGUUGUGUAAAAUAGAAAGUAAUAAUCUUUAUUCAAAUAGGUUGGAGUAGAGAGUAAAUUUGCCAGUGACGUUAUAUUAAAUGUUUUAAAUAUAUUUGGACUAGGGUUUUAUUCAGCACCUAAAGAAUGGUGUAGUUUCAAUUAUUGCUGUGUUUAUUAUUUAUGUGGUUAUGGGAGGAUAUAUUUUACUCCUAGAAUACAUUUACAUAUUAUUUUUAAUUGACACACUUAAUUCUGCAGGACAUACUUUACAGCAUAGGUUUUCUUCUAUAAUAUUUUGAUUUGUAUUAAUUUUAUUUUAAAUAAAGCUGUUUGACAAAUCUC
This is a messenger RNA of Hemibagrus wyckioides, 4026 nucleotides long. It is a transcript of the gene hnrnpa3, whose product is annotated as heterogeneous nuclear ribonucleoprotein A3. The coding region runs from base 152 to 1189 and encodes 345 amino acids. The record is from RefSeq and is a predicted model, not a curated record. The transcript is spliced from 11 exons. NCBI's taxonomy places the organism in Eukaryota, Metazoa, Chordata, Actinopteri, Siluriformes, Bagridae. Gene Ontology annotation, molecular function: RNA binding.